AGUCGAUGUCUGCCUACCCAAGAAAAGAGGCACCAUUUAGAAAAUUCAUCGUACGUGUGCGUCAUAUUAUUUUUGUUUUAUCAGCGAACGACCAAAUUCAAUAUAUUCGAAUAAGUCAGUCUUCUUUUAAUUUUUUCGUUUUUCGGUUUUUCGGUUUUUUUGUUCGAUUUGUGUUUUUCUUUUGCGUUCGGUUUUCAACAACAACAACAAUAGAACAACAAUCUGCCAUUCGCUCCUGCUGAUCCAAGAAAAUGAACAGUGAUGAAAAAAAUAAAUAAAUGAAAAUCAAAUACAAAACGAAUAAUUCCAACCAAAAAAAAUAGUUUCUCGUUUUUUUCUUUCUGAAUUUUUGUGCCCGAAUUGAAAGAAAGAUAGUCAAGUGAGCGAGCGAGAGCGUAUAAAGUGUAUUUUCGUCGUGUGUGUUGAAAUGAAAUGAAAUGAAAAAAAAAACGUACUGCACGAGUUUACUUUGUAAAAGCAUUUUGUGAAUAAAUAUACUCUUUUUUUGGGUAGAGAGUCCAAAAAAAAUAUUUUCUUCUCUCGAUUUUAAUUUAAAACAACAAUACAGAGUGAGAGAGAACCGUACCAGCGAACAACACGUUCAUCGACAUUAACACCGAAGAAGAAGAGGAAACCAAAAAAAAAGAAAAGAAAAUUUGAUUUGGCAAUUUUGCGUUUAUUUUGGGUUGGGACCUCUUCGGUUGGUUUGAUUUUGUUUGAAUAUUGCUGAACAUAUUCAGGAGAUUUGAAUUACCGACAACUCAAACCAAAAUUAUCGGUCACCAUCUUCUUACCAUAAUUUUUUUUUGUAUUUUUGAAAUUCUCUCUCCGAAAUUCUCUGUUGUGUACGUGUGUUGUCCAGCGUGUGUAGAAAAAAAACAUUUUCGCGCGAAAUUUUGUACAAAAACCAAAAAAAGAUCCUUGUAAAAAUGAAAGAAACCACAGCCACCAAGUAGCACAGACUCAACGCAUGCUGAUCGAUUGAAUUAGUGCCUGUAAAACACACAAUAGAAAGCAAGUGAAACAAAAUAAAAAUACAAAUCAAAACAAUAUUCCAGUUGAUAAAUUGAUGUAAUUGGAACAAUAUAUAAAUAUAUAUAUACCCAGUAACAAGAGUUUUUGUACGUGUAAACUUCCGAAAUACAAGUUAAUCAACUGAAUUACCGGAACAGCAGAGAGAAAAAAACACUCAACCCAAGCAGAAGCAGCAGCAGCAACAACAACAGCAGAAGAAGAGAAUUUAAAGCCGAAAAUACACAGCAAAAACCGAGAAAGAAUUGGAAAAGAAGUGAAAAAAUUGUUACAAAAAGAAUUUGUAAAAAAAUAUGUACGUAAUCCAUGCAUUCCAAUAAGGAAUCAAUGUAUGAAAAUUGACGAUUGGGAAAAUUUCGUACUUUUUUCUACUGAAUUUUAUUUUUCGUUCAGCGUUUGUAGCGCGGUGCGCCAAAGUGUAUGUGUGUAUUAUUGUGCGAGUGUACGAAUGAUAUGUGUGUUGAUAUUUGCAGUUAUUUGAUACACACAAUUUUUCUAUGGUGGUUGUUGCUCUGUUUAUUAUUAUACUGUUUGUUUUUUUCGUUGGUUCAUUCGAUGUAAUUUCUUGGUUACAACUUUCUUGUUCUGUUCGAUGUUCGAUUUCCAUUCACAUGUGUGAAUCGGUUCAAUUCUUAAUUGGAAAUUUAAUAGUUCGAAAGUGGCCGAACACACUAUAGCAAAACGAGUAGCAAGUAGUGUGACAUACGACAUAUAAUACCAGUCAACUAGCCAACUAACAAAAAAAAGUGUAUGAACACACGGUAAGGUGAUCAUAAGAAUGAAGUAAUGCAUGUGUAUGUGUGCAUCAUGCAUAAUUCGUGUGUGUUGGCCAUCAUUCGGCGCGCAUUCAGCAAAUGUGUGUUUUAAUUAAAACAUGAGAAACGACGACAACAACAACAACAACCGAAUCACACACAAAAAAUAUAUACGCAAACGAGGUGUCACUUUGGUGGUGACAUUGUAUGCGUUUGGCUGGCCCAAUGAGAAAGGGAGAAAGAGAUAGCUAAAAAAAAGUGCAAUAUUUAUCAAUUAUUAUUAUUGUUGGUCAUAACAAACGAGAAAAAAAAACAAUUGCCUGUGUCCAGAGAUUAUGCGACACAAACGAUUUUAUGCGUGCUUUCAAUCGACGACGAUGACGACGACGACAACGGAGAAGACGACGAAUACGUCGACGACAAUACCGAAAAAAAAAACAAAUUACAUGAAUCAAUCGCGCUUUCAAUUUCAAUGUAAUCGAACGACGGAUUCGCAAUUAUGCUACGGGAAAUUGGAAAUGGUUCAAUCGCAUAUUUCAAAAGGAAUACAAUCCAUCGCUCACGUAACAUCCCCUUCAUGGGCGAAUGUCCUUCGAAUCAGGAUUUUACCAUUUUAUUUUUAUUUAGCAUGGACGAAUAAACAAAAUACUUGAACAAAAACCAACAAACAAACAAAAUAAACAGCUUCAAUAACGCGGCUUAUGAAAAGAGAUGGGCAACAAAAAAGUGUACAACUCUGAAUUGUUUCAGAGAUUUGUUUUUCCAUACAAAUCCUAUUAUAAUUCAUUUGUUCGAUGUUAUGAAAAAUGAUGAACAUGUUUAAAUUUGCACACUUGAAACUAAUUGGACUCCAAAGCAGCAGCAGCAGCAGCAGUACAAACGAUACCGAAAGGGCAAUACGAAUAAUGAAUGCUCAUGUGUGUCUAUGUCUAUGCGUGUGAGUGAGUGAGCUUGUGUGUGUGUAUGUGUUUAUGUGCGGCUGGCACACCGAAGCUGGAAAAUUGAAAAUGAUAAACAAAUACGCCACAAAAUAAUAGGGAAAUACAUACAAUAUGCUUCUAUGUAUUCAAUGUUGAAUGCCGUCGUGUUUAUGUACGGAUAUCAUUGCUGUUGACUGUGAGUAAAAGAUGGAUGGAAAAUUGACACCGAGCGUGCAUUUAAGGAAACCUCGUCGUCACUCAAGAUGUACGAAAAGUGAAAGAAAAAAAAAACAGCGAACUUCUUACAAGGAAGAAAAUUUCAGUUGCGAUAGUGAUUUCUUAACUCUCGGUUAGGAGAGAGCCGAGUGAAGCAAGUUAGCAAGUUAGCUGAAAAAAAAGCUACGUUCUAAACCCAAAACAGCAAAAUCUGUAUGAAAAUGGGCAGGCCAAAUGAAUUUGUCAAAUUAAAAAAUUUGACAACCGUAUGAGUACACAACAGGGAAAUGUGUGAAAAGGCUUUUGAAAUUGACCCCAUGUUUUUAACUUAAACACAAUAAUACAAUCAGCGCGGGCAAAGAGAGUCCGAAAAAAGAGUUGAAACAAGCAAACACACAGAGAAGAAGAGAGAGGGGGAAAAAGACGAUUGACAAAAGUAAGAAGAAUGUUGUUGUUGCCUCGUACUGUGCUGCUCUGUUUCUGUUGCGUAUAUUAGAAUGUCGUUUUGUAUACAAAAUAAUUUUUAUAUUUAAUAUUAAAGUAAUGUAAUAACACACCACACGGCAUGUGUAUGUGAGUAACGACGACGACGACGACGACGACGACGACGACGACGACGACGACGACGACGACGAUUAAGAGUGUUGGGGAGCGCUGGGCACUGAGCGCGCGGUAAAUGUUUUUAGUUGGUGGCAUUUCACUAUUGCACAGGCAAAAGCAUGCACGCACACAACUAUGAAUUCAUCAUGUCUCGUUCUAUCUCACUCACGUUUCGCCAGUCAGCCAGUUGAGGCACUUAUGUUACUACUCUUCUAUAUUGCUCAUGUACACACCAUAAAAGCAAACCGAGCGAUGUAAACACAUACGAACGUGAGCUUGCUCGCGCGCACAUAUACACAUACGCACCCAUACAUUUGCAACCAUAUGCGCGACUGAAUGCUUCGUUCAUUCGUUCAUCAAGAGAAAUGAGCAAGUAUUUAUUGUUACUCAAAUGAGGCGAGAAGAAGAGAAGAAGAAGAAGAGAAAAAAAACUGUAUACAAAAUAAAUCGAGCGCAGUAUUGGUAUUUAUUUCUGUGUGUUGCACAGCCGCCGAUGUAGAUCAAUUCUGGAGUAACAGAGUAGAGGUUAAUUCAAUUUUGGACGUCGUCGAUUAUUUUCUAUUCUUUCCCACAUGAAACAAAAACCAAAAAUCAAACACCGAAAGAAAGUUAAAACAAAAUCAAUUUGUGUACAGUCAAAUCCAAUGAAAUAUGUCGCCGACGAUAAGUACAUCCAAGAAAGCGGCCAAAUCAACUGGCCGACAAACGAACAAUUCAUUGUCUUCGCUCACCGGACAAAUACAUAUUGAACAUCCAGCAUCAGCAACAACAGCAAAAUCGAAUGAUUCCAAAUCACAAACAAAUAGUAACGCUUCCAGCGGUAAAACAACCACUACCACCAGCAGCAGCAGCAGCAACAACAGUAAUGAGUCAAAGAAAUCGACUAAAGGGCCGAAUAGUAAUAAUAAUAAAAACAAUGCCAAAACGGAGAAAAAAAGCGGGGCACGCAAUUCAACGACGACCGCCGCCACACACAAAGCAUCAUCUAGUUCAGUUUUAACGGAAACGGAAGAAGUUUUACAAAUAGGAAUGCAUAAAGUGCUGGAACACGUGAAAAAUCACAAAGAUGCGUGGCCAUUCAUGGAUCCGGUUGAAGAGGAUAUUGCGCCACGGUAUUAUUCGAUAAUUCGAAGGCCGAUGGAUCUGCAGCAAAUGGACGAACGAUUAGAAAGCGGUCAAUACAUGACAUUCACCGAUUUUCGCAAUGAUUUUAAGCUUAUAGUCAAUAAUUGCCGUUUAUACAAUGGACAAAAUAAUGAAUAUACGGAAAUGGUGAAUAAUUUGCAGCAUGCAUUCGAAAAAGCCACCAAAAAGUAUUUCGACCAAAAUUCAUCGGAUGAAGAUGGUGAUCUGGAGUAUCCGGAUUUGAAGACGAACGUCUUUCGUGAAAAGAACAACAGCACGAAAAAUACAAUAACGCCGAAAAUUAAAGAGAUUAUCGGAACAAAGGGUUUGCCAAUGAAAUCGAAAAAAGCAUCGGCAAAUGACAAGUCAACAACCGAAGAGAAACCGGCUGAAAAAGCGACAGAGAAACCAAGUGAGAAAGUCACCGAAAAACGAGGCAGAAAACGAAAGCAAAAGUUUAAGGACAAACGAAAAGCAGACAAAGCGGUCAGCAGCGAUGAUGAGGCGGAUUUAGUGGCGGAAGACGAUGAAAAUGACGACGACCUGUUGAACGAGGAAGAGGUGGUGCCAGCGAAAAAAGCCAAAAAGGAAAAGGUGGAAAAGGUGGAAAAAGUCGAAAAAGUUGAGAAGGUUGAGAAGGUUGAGAAAGUUGAAAAGGGAAAAGAGCCAAAAAAAGCAAAGAGGUCGAUGGAUAAGAAAUCGUCGGCUAAGAUAGACUCAAGUCCAACGGUAGCAGUGAGGCGGAAGAGUGGUCGCAAAGAGGUGGAACAAUCACCACCGUCACCGUCACCGUCGCCGUCACCGUCACCGUCACCGAUUGAUGAUGAAUCUGAUGUGGAAUUGGAGCAGGUCACCAAGAAAAAGAAAGCAAAGCACACGGUCGAAUCAACGGCGUCACCGGAAAAGGAUAAAUCGAAGACCGCUAAAAAGGAACUGAAAAAAUCCAAAUCGAACAAAAAACGAAAGUCAUCUGAAGUGACGGCAACGGUAGCGACGACGACGGCAGCGACGAAGACGACGACGACGACGACGAAGACGACGAAAACAGCAGCAGCAGCAACAACAGUAACAGCAACAGCAACAGUAACAGCACCCUCAAUGGAUGUGGACGAUGAGGAGGAAUUGAUGGAAGAGAGCCCAAAAAAAGGGAAAAACAGUGCAAAGGAAAAGAAACCAGAGAAAAAAACCAACAAGAAAAAUUCGAUAAAAUCAAAGCAAAACGACAAAAAAGCAGCAACCACAGCAACCGCGGGUAAGAGUAAGAACAACAACAACAACAACAAUAAGAAGAAAGCGAAGGCGGCCAAAGGCAAAGCCGCACCAGCACGCGAUGAAUCCCGAUCGAGGUCGUCGUCAGUGUCGUCGAAUGCAUCAUCAUUGUCCAAUUCACCGAUGCGAUUCACCGUUGAUUUACAUGAAAAAUAUUCAAAAAGUGCCUCAAACACAUCCGUCAAUAAAAUUGAUAGUGUGGAAUCAUCAAAAAACAAAAGCAGCCGUGCUCGUAGUCCGAGCCCAUCAAUGUCGCUCUAUUCAUCGGAGAAUUCGAACAGUGUCAAGGAUAAAUUCGAUUUGAUCAAAGAGCGACGCAGCCGGGCAUCGAAUAGCGAUGACAAAUGGAAGCAAAUUGUGAAAAAUGUGGAGAAAAUCAAGGACAAAACGUCAACAUCGUCGACCGAUGGGCCCAAAGUACAAGAAAAAAAUCAAAAACUCAAAGAAACUAUCGAAAAGCUGAAGCAGAAAAAUAAACAAAGUAAAAAGCUAUUGAAUAAACUGUCCGACGCAAAAUCCACGUCGAGCGUUAGCAAAGCGGAGGCAAAAAGUUCGUUUGAUUUGCUAAAGGAAUCAAAACCACCCAAAGCAAAAGCCAAAUCAAAAGAUGCGGCGGCCGAACAGCCGGAUACAAGCACCACGACGGAAACUAGCAGUAAGAAAUCGCCCAAUAAAAAAGCGAAAGAGAAACCGGGAAAAGGUCAGAAAAAAGGCAAGCACGCGAACAAAACGCCAAAUAUGGAAGCGCUUGAAUUGGAAACGGAACAAACGCUAAAAGACAUAAAUCGUUGGCUUGAGCACACACCACGGUUUCCCGAAUUCAAUUCGGCUAGCAAUUCACCCACACGUUUUAAUAGUUUGCUGUAUGAUUUCGAUACGGUCACAUCAAAGCUUGAUCCGGCCGAUUUUCGUCGACCAUUGCCCAUUACAGCAAAUGAUUCCACCUCAACUGCAACCACAUUCACAAGUGCCAAGGAUCAACAUAAAACCAAUGCAAUCACAUCCACAAAGCCGGCUACAACACCAACAAAAACCUCAGCCACAGCAGCAGCAGCAGUAACCACGACAACACCAUCAUCAACAGCCAUCGAUGAUAGCGUUUUAACGGCAAAGGAAAAUAAGCCGGCACCAAAGCAAACGAUCCAAUUGACAGGUAUUCCACCGCCGCCGGGACCCCACAAACGUGAUAAAGAGCCAAAGAGAAAAACUCUAAAAGAGAAAAUCAGCGCAAUGAUUCCAAAGCGAAAAGACAUUCAUCGAACCAUCGAACGAAUGCAACCGGGCAAAACGAAAGGCAAUCUCAUCGGUACGAUUCACAGUGCGUCCAAGCCAGAGGAUGUAUCGAUAUUGGGCACAUCAAAUUCCAAUAAACUCAAAGACGCAAAAAAUUCAUUAGUUCAGGAAACUGAUGACACUGGACCAAAACUAAGCCUCGGCACGGUUCUCAAUACGACUGGCUUCGGUUUGAUUCAACAGCACAAUUUCGCUGAUAAUGAAAAUACCAAAGAUGACGACUUAUUGUGUGAUUCCGUAUCGAAAGAUGCGUGUUCCGAUGAUAUGGAAUUGGAGGAGAUAGUGACAUCGACCGAACAAAUGGCCAGAGAAAAAGAGCGCAAAGAAAAAGAGGAGAAAGAAAAGGCGGAAAAAACACAAUCGCCGGGUGAUAAAUCGGCUACGCCAAAUUUGAAUGCGUGGCUCAAGGCAUUUGGAGUGCCGAAAAAGCAGAAAAAAUCCGAAGAAGAAGAAUCGAAAAAGUUGGACAAAAGCAGCAAAGAAUCACCACAGAAUUCGAAUCCACACAGCGCCAAUUCACCGAGCAUCUCAAACGAACCAAUUACGUUGCCUGCGGCUCGAACGCGUAAGGCCAGUACGGGAAGUACAAUAUCGGAACGUUCUUCGUACAGUCAAGAUCCCGAUAGCCCACGAAUCGGAAUUGACGAGCGCAUUUGUGGUUCAUAUCCGGCUCCAUAUCCAUCACCAUUGGGUACAUCACCCAUUAUGACAUCGCCAAAAGACGACACACAAACACAAACCGAACCCACAUCACCGUAUUCAUCGAUGAAUGGAUCGAUGCGUGUCGGUUUCUAUCAGGAUACUACCACAAAGAGUAGCCCGGAAAAGAGUUGUAGCCCACGCGAACAAUCGUCUGCUUCACCGUACUCGAAUUAUGCACAACAUUUGUAUGUGUCGACAACGACAUCGGGCAGUUCGAAUUCGUACGGCAACAUGUCGUACACAUCGCCGGUGAAAGUGAAUCAAAAUGCACCGUUGGGCUUCAACAAUAAGAAGCAACCAUCGUAUUUUGAUCAAUACAAACAGCCAAAAUCUCAAGAUUCCGAUUACAAUUCGUCGGUCGGAUCGAAUCCAGCAUCGCCUUAUCAGAGCCAACAUUCACCUUAUCAAUCUGAAAACUCCCCAUAUCAACAGUCACAGACAUCGCCUUAUGCGCAACAGCCCAAUUCGAUACAAUCGAAUGUGUCGUCGCCUUAUCAAAACCAGCAAUCUCCAUAUCAGGAUACUAGUAUGCAGCAACAGCAUUCGCCAUACAAUCAAAACAGCGCCGGUCAAGAUGUGCACGCUCAGCAGCACAUAACAAGUAUGCCGAAAACAUCACCGCAGCCCAUUCAGCCGGUGCCACAGCACAUAAAUCCAUCGAUGAACACCGUAUCACCACCCACACACCAGCAGCAGCAGCAGCAGCAACAGGUGCAGGUGCAACAGCCACUUGAGAACAAAACCGUACCAAAUUCAAUGCAGCAGUAUGGCCUUCAAGCGUAUUCAAGUCACUAUCCAAACCUUGCCGAUCCACCGGCACCAAGUGUGAUCAACAGUAGCAGCUCAUUGCAUGACAAACCAAAACCGGACGAUGAACAGCGUGACAUUCUAAAUUUAGACUAUGCAAAACACAACGCGGCAGCAACUAAGUCGAGUCUCAAUAACAAACCAACAGAUCUCUCACACAUCGAUCCGCUGAAUAAACCUCAGCAGCAUGGAUACGAGCACAGUAUGUUCGAGCCGAUGGGUUUCAAUAAAAACUACGACAUUUCGUCGACAAAAGCGAUCGAAAUGUUCAAUCGGGCGGCCACCAUGAGCUUUUCGAAAUCAUUUCCGACGCCAUUGUCGGCGGUCGGUAGUAAAAAUGAAAAUACGACACCGAGCGGUCUAUUGAACACAUACCAACCACCGUCGAUGCAUUCAAACUAUUCGCUCUAUUCACUCGAUAACAAAUCAGCAACGCAUAUCGGUUACAAUCCACAUGAGAAUGACGGCCAAACCAAUCAACCGCAAUCAAUGGUAGUGCAUCAGGAUAAACACAUGUCCGAUCCAUCACUUGGCCGGCACGGUUUGUAUGGCACCAUUGAUCGAAUUGAUACCAUGUCUUCAAUGUCAACGUCAACAAUUCCAAAUGAUAAUCGAAUGAAACCGAGCGAAUUGAACGUACCGACCAUUCCACAUCGUUACGAUGUACCAUCUUACGAUCCAAAUAUGCGCAUUCAUUCAUUGGUCGAUGAUAAUUUGAACGGUGGCAAUUGCUAUUAUCCACCGAAAGAUCCAAGUACCGCACAAAGUCUUUACGGGAAAAAUGUGCUUCCACCGUCACAAACAUCUCCAUCAAGUCUAAAUCCAUACAAAUUACCGUCGGCUACCGUACAACCACCACCACAACCGCAACCGCAACCCGUUGAAACGAAACCGAAGCGAACGCGUAAAAAGAAAAACGCCGAACCGGCACCGGUUCCCGUGCAAACGCAACCAAUUCCACCACCACAAGCGCCUGUGAUCAACAAUCAUCAAAUGAUGCAACAGCAUAAUUUAGGCUGGAACACCAUUGACACAAGCAACAGCCAUCCGAACGCAUCAAAUCAAAUACCACCACAGCAAAGCCAAACACAUCCAUCACUUCUCAAUCAGCAACAUUCACAGCACCCAUUGCAAGCACCACCCACACAAGGUUUUCAAUCGUAUGCUGGUCUUAAGCCAUCUGUUCAAACGGGUCUGGUAAAAAAUACACCACCGCCCGAAGCAACACCGAUCUCGCUCAAAACGAACAGCAUCGUUCCGGGCAGUGCAUUCAAUUUUGGACCGACGAGCAGUGGCUCACUGGCGCUCGGUGGCAUUUAUGGCGAAAAUACUCCAUACUUAGAUGAGUACCGUGCCUCAGCUAAUCCAUAUUAUCUGCCGCCACAGACACAUCGAACGACGGCGCAGCCCGAACAAAACACCGAUAAUACUGGCGUUCCAUCGGCUGCUGGAUCAGCGGGUUAUGUGGCUGCAACGCGUGGAGCAACAUCACCAGCACCAACAUAUCAUCAAUUUUUACCGCAUCAUCCGUACACAAAUUCCCAAAUUUAUCAACAAUAUCUACGCACAGAGGAGUAUCGUCAGCGUAUGAUGUUUGCGAAUCAAGGUUUGUUGCCACACAGUGCACCAACUGGUUAUCCACAGCCCAGCUAUCAUCCGGCACUUGGCAUGCAUAAGCCAUAUGGAUGGUAAUAAAAAAAUUCGACAAAAAAUCAAAUUCAUACUCUCACACCCACACAAAUACACAUUUUCACAAAAGGUAUUGUUAAAAUAGCUAACACUAAAACAACAACAUUUACAAAAAAAAAUAGUGAAGAACAACAACAACAAAACAUACAAAUAGCCAUACAUCAUGGUUUCAAUAAAUGUAAAAAAAAACACACAAUUGGAAUAAUAAUAAUCGUAGAACUUAAAUGACAAUGAAGUAAAAUAUAUAUUUAAAUAUAUAUUAUAUAUAACACAAGUCUCCCGACCAAGAAAAACUAAAUAUUAUUGCAACUGAUAAAAAAAUGAAAUGAAAGAAAGAAAAAAGGAAAUUAUGUUAAAAACACAACAUAGAAUUUAGUUUAGAUUAAUUGAGAUGUGGAACAAUAUUUCCAUAAAAAAAAGAGGAGGAACAAGAAAAAAAAUACAAACAAUUUCGGAGAAAAAUCAAUUUAGUGAUUAGAGAGAAUAAAAAAAAAACCACAUAAACAAA
Messenger RNA from Sitodiplosis mosellana (orange wheat blossom midge), 10916 nucleotides. It is a transcript of the gene dikar, whose product is annotated as mucin-2. The coding region runs from base 4175 to 10411 and encodes 2078 amino acids. The record is from RefSeq and is a predicted model, not a curated record. Gene Ontology annotation, molecular function: protein binding; histone H3 acetyltransferase activity. Gene Ontology annotation, biological process: chromatin remodeling; positive regulation of transcription by RNA polymerase II. Lineage: Eukaryota; Metazoa; Arthropoda; Insecta; Diptera; Cecidomyiidae. The transcript has 8 exons. Gene Ontology annotation, cellular component: histone acetyltransferase complex.